Messenger RNA from Rhinopithecus roxellana (golden snub-nosed monkey), 444 nucleotides. RefSeq names its product putative cystatin-9-like protein CST9LP1. The transcript is spliced from 3 exons. Bases 1 to 444 code for a protein of 147 amino acids. Lineage: Eukaryota; Metazoa; Chordata; Mammalia; Primates; Cercopithecidae. Gene Ontology annotation, biological process: antimicrobial humoral response. The record is from RefSeq and is a predicted model, not a curated record. Gene Ontology annotation, molecular function: cysteine-type endopeptidase inhibitor activity.
AUGUCGAGUCUGCUGCAGAGCAGGGCUUUGUCCUGGGCACCACUGCUGCUUCUCUUCAGCUUCCAGCUCCUGGUUACCUAUGCUUGGCAUUUCCAAGAGGAAGAGGAGUGGAAUGACCAAAAAGAAAUUGCUGUGUAUCUCCCUCCCAUCCUGGAGUUUGCCGUGUACACAUUCAACCAGCAGAGCAAGGACUGGUAUGCCUACAAGCUGGUGCGUGUCCUGGAUUCCUGGAAGGAGCAGGGUUACGAUAAGAUGACAUUCUCCAUGAAUCUGCAACUGGGCCGAACCAUGUGCGGGAAAUUUGAAGACGACAUUGACAACUGCCCUUUUCAAGAGAGCCCAGAGCUGAAUGAUACCCGCACCUGCUUCUUCACCAUUGGAAUAGAGCCCUGGAGGACACGGUUUGACCUCUGGAACAAGACAUGCUCAGGCAGGCAUUCCUGA